CCUUUUGUCUCUAUAGCUUUGCAAUGAGUGCUUUGGUGUUUCAGCCCUAUCAGUUGUCAAGGUGCACUCGACUAAAUUGUCCAGAUUCAACUACAGUGCAUGACAUCCAACGUUACUAUGGACUCUCCACAUGACACCUUCCUAACUGCAAGUCUGUCAGGUUAAGAUCACAGUCUGAAAGUACUGAUCUCAUUAUUGACCACAUGUUCCCCUCUGUCUCCUCCCACAGUGAUGCUCAACACCUUCCUCACUGCAAGUCCCUCAAGAUAAGAUGACCUUCAGAAAGAAUAGCCCCACAAAACAAAUACUAUCUACCCUGUUGACUGUCCCUCUGUCUCCCCACACAGUGACGUGUCCCAUGAACGAGGUCCUCACAGCCUCCACGGGCGUCAUCAUGAGCCAGUCCCCCGGUAGCGGCUUCCCCCACUUUGAGUCCUGCUCCUGGGUGGUCAAGGUAGAGCCGGGCUACAACAUCACGUUCACCAUACAACACUUCCAGACCAGCCGGCAGUUUGACCAAUUGGAGAUCUUUGAUGGUCCGUCCAGACAGAGUCCUCUCCUGGUCACUCUGAGUGGAAACUACUCCUCUCCUCUCAGCAUCACCAGCUCUAACAACAAGGUCUACCUCCACUGGUCCUUCGACCACACCACCAGCCACAAAGGCUUUCGCAUACAAUACUCAGGUGAGUCCAGGAAGAGUGUGUGUGUGUGGAACAGGUGGUCUCAUGUUUAAACUCGACGUGAGUUGUUAUUCCGUCUGUCUUUCCCUCCUAAAGAUGAAGGAUGUGUUGAUAUAAGGAC
Messenger RNA from Salvelinus fontinalis (brook trout), 801 nucleotides. Its product is annotated as CUB and sushi domain-containing protein 2-like. NCBI's taxonomy places the organism in Eukaryota, Metazoa, Chordata, Actinopteri, Salmoniformes, Salmonidae. The record is from RefSeq and is a predicted model, not a curated record. Bases 272 to 733 code for a protein of 153 amino acids. The transcript is spliced from 2 exons.